AUGAUUCCGCUUCGACGUCGUUAUCGUCACAUCAAAACAGCCGGUUCGGCGCGCUGUGCCCCUCUCUUCCACACAGCCAUGUACUAUGUCGUCUCCAUCAUUCUCCUGCUCAUCGUCCUCCCACAAAGAGUUGUAGGAGAGCUCAAAACUCAACCGCAUGUUUACAAGCGAUUUACUGGCGACACAUGUCGAAUAAAUCCUUGUCUUAACGAGGGUAAAUGUGUUCCUGGCGCGCUAAGCUGCCAAUGCACACAAGGUUGGAUGGGACGAUACUGUCAUAGAAGAUGUCGAAAUAUAUAUAAAAGUUGUGAGCGAUGGGCCGCAGAAGACAAAUGUCAUUCCAUUCUUACUCAGACAAAUUUCUUCGAUGUUAACUGUGCAUUGGCCUGCAAUCUGUGUAAACCCGACUCCGAUAAGGUUGAACCGGAAAUUCCUCUUCCUCCAGCUCUCGAGCCUCUCCAAUUUUUUCUCGGAAAGUGGUACUCACAAGCUGCAAAGGGUCUGCGAUAUCCAACGGAUAUCUAUGCUAGUGAGUACGAAGAAAUUUUGGAUGUAGCACCUGCAACUGUACCAAUGUUUGGACCUCCUUCACUGAACUUAACAAGCACAUCGUGGUAUGACUCGGACAUUAGAGUCAUGCAUGGAUUCAUAACACUGAAACCGAACUCGUACCCUCCUGAAGUUGCCAUCUUAAGCACCAGCAAUGAAGGACUCAACAUGAUCGAACUCGGAGUCUUGAAGCACCACGUUUUGACGCUCAAUGUCUCCUUCAUGCAAGUCCAUCCAACAAUCGACAGUUCCAUUUUGCCCCUAGGGGCAACGCGUCGAUUUCGAAGAGUUGGCCAAUUGUUGGAAAUGACAGUUGCUAAGCUUUUUGCAAAUAAUAAAGUUUCACAGUUUAAGAAAAUGUUUAGAAAGAUCAUGGACUAUCCAAUCUAA
Molecule: messenger RNA, 939 nt
Organism: Angiostrongylus costaricensis
Lineage: Eukaryota; Metazoa; Nematoda; Chromadorea; Rhabditida; Metastrongylidae
Source: the annotation of a GenBank genome assembly